CAGAAACUCUUAUUCUUGGAUCUUCAACAUUUUCCGUUUCCAUCCCCUGCAUCAAUCAACAUCGAUGGGAAUUUCCAAGUUUAAUGUGACGCUAGAUAAUGGUUUUGUAAAAGAGAGCGAAACGGAGAAUAAUUUGUCAUGUCAUGCUAAAGCAAUCCUGGAAAACCUUUUGUCGGUGACCAAAGGAGAUAUGGCUCAGGUAAUGCAGGCCCAGUCAUGAUGUUUAACCAAGUUUUUCUGUUCUACAGACUGCUAAGUUAUUGGACGCAAUAUUGAACGAAACCCAAACAAAAAUUAAGAAACUGACUGAGGAGGAGAAUAUUUCCGAUUCCGAAUUUUUCGAAAAGCUUUCACAGUUGAGGAAAAACCACAAAGAAACUUUGGAGAUUGUGGAACAUUUGUACUUUGGAUCGGAAACGCCCGUAGACAAGACAGAUAAGCAAAAAGAAGGAGUAACACAUAAUCCGGAAAAACUAAUAUCCAAUGAUCAGGAAGGGGUGUCAGAGGAUAAUGAGCCAUCCAGCUAUCCACCAUUGACCGUAGAAAACUUGUGGGAUGGUGCUGCGAAAAAUCCCAUAUCUGAGUUCCGAUUAUAUUCUCCAUUGAAAUAUUCAGACGAUAGUCGUCCAAAUGUCCGAAGCAUAUCUGUUGAGAAACCUGGCGAGUGUAUGAACAGAGGGGAUGCGCAAUUUCGCGAAUCUACAUCAUCCGAAUGGAGACAUCACGUUACAAUCCCUAAGCCGUUCAACAUGUCGAAAAGAGAGGAAUUAAAAAAGCCAGAGGCUUGUACAUCAUGCACCUCUUUCCGACUUCAAGACGAGAAACAGAAAGUUGAGUGUCCUUCCAGAGAAGGGGAAAGCGGUGGGGCUGGACGAUUCCGUGCACAACCCAUUCCGGCCCAUGUGUAUCUGCCGCGAUAUGAACAAAUUACGGAGGAGAAUGCCAGGCGGCGUGAAGCGGUUAAAGCGUACAGUCAGGAGAUACUGAAGCAGACAGAAAAGCCUUUCAGCUUUACACUGAGAGAAAAAUUCAGAAACGACCGUUCUGCAAGCGCAUCUGAGACUAUGAAAUUUGACAAGGAGGGAAAUCAGCUCCGGUGUCAGUCUGCUCGGAAACCUGAGCGCGAGGGAGGUCGGACUGCUGAGCCCAAGGGCCGUGGGCAUGUGCCCCAAGGACGUAGCAGUAAGGUUGAGGAUGACAAACUUUUGCGUGAAAUCAAGCGACACCUUCGAGCGGAACGCCUUCUUCAAUCUGCUGCCCUGCCCCCUGGCAUGGAAGAGCGUCAAAUUCGUUCCCAACUUCGAAGAGCUGAACGCAUGGCACGGGCGCAUGAGCGAGGAUUUCCCAUGAGUGAAGCUGACCAAAGGAAACCGUUCAAGGCAAGACCGGCUCCCGACUUCAAAAAAGUGCACUGGGAGAGUGAGAAGGCUCUGCGCAAAAUCUGGCAACCUCCACCAGAUCCGACUUGUCCAAAACCAUUUAAAUUGCGCACCACUGAACGGAGAUCAAGCUUCAGUGGAAGGCACACAACUCAGGACUUGGAGCGCGGUGUCUCUUCUAUACCAGAGGAUUCUUUCCAUGUGAAAAAAGAAGACCCAUGCAUUCGAAAACGCGCAUCUUCUGAGUCCCGAUAUCUGCAGCACGCAUUCGACAUGCCUCUACCAGCAAAAUCCCACGGCACGAUGCUACGAGAAAACCAUAUACGCCGAUCUAUUGAGAAAAUGAGGUUUCAAACGGAGAAAGAAAAGGAGGCCGAACUGGUUACUCGAACAAGGCAAAAGGAGAUAUCCAAGGCAAUUUCUGAGUCACUCGACGAUCGCGUUCUACAACCAACAAAGGUUAUAGAUGCAAUGACAGAGCAAAGAAAACAGACCCUCAUACAUCAGGAUGCUGACUACCAACGAGAACUAGAAGAAAUGAGAAAACGCGUGGCAUCGAAACCUCUGCUCAUCACAAGACAAUCACAGGAAGUGGCAAGAAAACGUGCGGAGGCCAAGUUCAACUCUGCUCUUAGACGCGCUGGCAUCGACCCACAGGAUAUAAACGAUACAUUUUGUGACAGACCUUCAUCUUUCGGCGUUUCUGCUCGCCAUCAGAAUUACGGGGAACUCUAUUGAAGAGAAAACCGAUCUCCAAAUCACGUCUACCGGUAAUGCUGAGGCCAGCUGCCACUUAUCAAUUGUGAUUCCAAAGCUGUUCUUGUACUGAUCAUCGCAAUGCCAGUGGCUAAAUCGCGUGGUGGUCACAGGGGUAAUUUAUGUGUGUCAUACGUACCAGUAAAACGGAUAAAAUCGACAUGGUUUAGACAACCGUGUGUAAAUUUCCCAACUACCCCUCUUUUCAUGCAUCAUGUGAAAAUAACAAGCAGGAGGCC
Molecule: messenger RNA, 2374 nt
Organism: Opisthorchis viverrini
Lineage: Eukaryota; Metazoa; Platyhelminthes; Trematoda; Opisthorchiida; Opisthorchiidae
Exons: 8
Coding region: 669-2117 (482 amino acids)
Biological process (GO): cilium organization
Cellular component (GO): cilium
Source: RefSeq, a predicted model, not a curated record